AAUUCAAACCAUCCUCCUGCAAGCGAUAUCAUCCACCCGACUCCAACAAAAUGCCCACGCCCAUCGUCCCCUACGAAAUCGCCGAAGUCAUCCGUCUCAAGAAAUCCCAGUACUGCCGAUUCGCAGAUACACACGAGUGGGCUGCCUUCGAUAAUAUAUUCCUUCCCUCGCUGAAAGCCACAUUCAAUGCGCCUGACGGAGCAGUGCUGGUCGAGAACGGCGUGACCUUCUCCUUCGACAGCCGCGAGGCCUUCGUCGGAUUCUUCUCCAAGGCAUUCGAGACGCAGCAGACGAUUCAUGUUGUUGGGCCUGGGGAGUUGGAGCUUGUUUCUGAGGACGAGGUGCGUGCUGUAUGGCCGGCUACAUAUCAUUGCGCGAGUCUGGGAGCUGGUGGGGGGUGGAGGGGCACUGGGGGAGGGUAUUAUCGGGAGGUUUGGAAGAAAGUAGACGGGGAUUGGUUUAUGGGCAGUUUGAAAUUUGAGAGGUGGUUCUGGAGGGUGCAGCAGGAGUCUUAAUCUGAUAUUGAAACCUGUUUGGCUUCAUUCCCUGGUUAAUUGCUAUUGCUAUUGCUAGCCGCGUCGAUGGCGUCUACCCCUCUAUACUCAAAAUAUCUAUUCCACUCGGGAUCCUCAAUCAGCGUCUGCGCCAGGUCUCUCUCGUAGAAGAUAGCAAACUCGGGGCCCUCGUCCGAACCCUCGUCGUUCACACGCGGCGGAUAGACAACAAUCACCCCGUUGGUAAUACAGUCCAGUAAAUGGCGGUACGCAACCGGAGUCGCGAAGCCAAAGUUUGCCGCCGUGUGGUUCAAAUCGCGGUGAUCCGUCAUGAGAAUCGACAUGGGCGGCAUCGAGUCGCACCGGAUGUUCAGCGAUGUCUUGUCGCGGACUGUCGCGACCAUGC
Molecule: messenger RNA, 900 nt
Organism: Aspergillus versicolor CBS 583.65
Lineage: Eukaryota; Fungi; Ascomycota; Eurotiomycetes; Eurotiales; Aspergillaceae
Exons: 1
Coding region: 51-515 (154 amino acids)
Source: RefSeq, a predicted model, not a curated record